Messenger RNA from Schistosoma margrebowiei, 621 nucleotides. NCBI's taxonomy places the organism in Eukaryota, Metazoa, Platyhelminthes, Trematoda, Strigeidida, Schistosomatidae. The record is from the annotation of a GenBank genome assembly.
AUGAAUUCGUUAACAAAACAGUACGUUAUCGGAAUAGCGGGGGCAUCGAAUUCUGGAAAAACAACAAUGACUGGAAAACUUACUGAAUAUCUACAAUCUAUUGGCUACAAUGUUACAUGUUUACAAAUGGAUGAUUAUUACUGGCCUCAUAACGAUAAACGUCAUAUACGAGACCCUAUUACAAAUGAACCAAAUUUCGACUGUGAAUCAGCAAUUAACUGGGAAGGCAUAAUUACUUUUAUUAAAUUAUGGUCUGAAGCAAAGGUGUUGGAAGAAAAAAUUAGAAUACUUUUAAUUGAAGGAAUACUGAUAAUGAAUAAAAUAGAACUUCGGAAUAUGAUGGAUUUGCGAAUAUUUCUGAAGAUAACUUACGAGAAUAUGUUGCAGAGACGAAAGCUAAGAAAAUACAAUACACCGGACCCACCAAAUUAUUUUGCUAAAUAUGUUUGGCCAACAUAUCUAAGAACGCUAGACAUCUUGAAGUAUUCAAAAGACUCUAUAUAUUAUUUUGAUAGCAAUAAUGGAAUUGAGACCCUAUUUAAAGAGAUUUGUCAAUUUGUCAAUGAAAAAAUAGAUCUAGAGAACGAAAGAGACAAAAAUUUCGAUGAAUUCCCAGAAUAA